Molecule: messenger RNA, 927 nt
Organism: Debaryomyces tyrocola
Lineage: Eukaryota; Fungi; Ascomycota; Pichiomycetes; Serinales; Debaryomycetaceae
Source: the annotation of a GenBank genome assembly
AUGAGUUUGCGAUUGUACAAUUACCGAGGAAUCAUUAGAUCUAUAGUGUAUGCUAGAUCAACGAAUUGCAUAAGAUCUGGGUUUUCACUUCCCCCAAGACACAUAACAAAUUCAUUUAACAGUAGCAAAAUUCAAUUCCAUACAUCUUCCCGUAUACUAUAUGAGACUAAAAAGACAAAGUUAAGUGAUUUAGAGAAGUCGCCAAAACCAUCAUCAAAACCAUCAUCAAAGCCAUUACCAUCAUCAAAGCCAUUACCAUCAUCAAAGCCAUUACCACCAUUAGACCCCAUAAGUCCACUUCAACCAUUAUUGCGUGAAAAUAUUUAUACGAUACCCAAUAUUUUAACUGCAACUAGAAUCAUUACUGCUCCUGCUGUAGGGUACUUUCUAAUAAAUCAACAAGCUGGGUUAGCGAUGUCGAUUUUCGUAUAUUCAUGCGUAACUGAUUUUAUUGAUGGAUAUAUUGCCAGAAAAUAUAACAUGAAAUCAAUUAUUGGAUCAAUAUUAGAUCCAAUGGCUGAUAAACUAUUAAUGACCAUAUGUACUGUAUCAUUAAGUUAUAUUUCGUCCAUGCCAUUGUACCUUGCAUGCUUAAUCAUUGGAAGAGAUGCAUUGUUGAGUUUUAUGGCAAUCUAUUAUAGAUAUGUAACUUUACCACCACCGAAGACGUUUAAGAGACUUAUUAAUAUUUCGAUUCCUACAGUUUCUGUUCAUCCGAACUUAUUAUCUAAGGUGAAUACAGGGUUACAAAUGGUUUAUAUUGGGAGCUUGGUAUUGCAACCUGCAAUCGAAUCAAUAAUGGCAGAAAAUUGGAUUGAAUCAUUCCAUUCAGGAUUAUAUGGAUUUGAAUUACUAGUAGCUACAACAACAUUUUUAAGUGGUUGCACGUAUAUUUUCUCAAAGAAGGCGAUAAAACCCGUUAGAUAA